Abrus precatorius (Indian licorice) is the source of this 2326-nucleotide messenger RNA. RefSeq names its product zinc finger BED domain-containing protein RICESLEEPER 1-like. Gene Ontology annotation, molecular function: protein dimerization activity; DNA binding. The transcript has 4 exons. The record is from RefSeq and is a predicted model, not a curated record. Lineage: Eukaryota; Viridiplantae; Streptophyta; Magnoliopsida; Fabales; Fabaceae. The coding region runs from base 223 to 2067 and encodes 614 amino acids.
AAUCCCCAUCGUUUUCUGCCGGGCCAUCCGAUCGGACUCAAACCCCGCAACCACCAUCCUCUCUCUCCAAGUACUAAGAAACCAAAAAGGCUGACAUCUGUCGUUUGGAAUCAUUUUGAAAGGGUUAGAAAGGCUGACAUCUGCUAUGCUGUUUGUGUGCAUUGUAACAAGAAACUUAGUGGAUCAAGUAACAGCGGAACCACUCAUCUGAGAAAUCACUUGAUGCGGUGUCUGAAAAGAUCAAACUUUGAUGUGUCUCAACUUCUUGCAGCAAAGAGAAGGAAAAAGGAUAACACCAUCAGCCUAGCAAACAUUAGUUUUGAUGAAGGUCAGAGGAAAGAAGAAUAUAUAAAACCAGCACUCAUCAAGUUUGAACAGGAGCAUAAGAAAGAUGAAAUCAUCAACUUUGGAAGUAGUAAAUUUGAUCAGGAGAGGAGUCAACUUGAUCUUGCACGCAUGAUCAUAUUACAUGGAUACCCAUUGACCUUGGUUGAACAAGUAGGAUUCAAGGUCUUUGUGAAGAACCUCCAGCCUCUCUUUGAGUUUCUGCCUAACAGUGCUGUGGAGAUUUCUUGUAUAGAAAUCUACAGGAGGGAGAAAGAGAAAGUGUAUGACAUGAUAAACAAACUACAUGGUAGGAUUAAUCUUUCUAUUGAAAUGUGGUCUUCAACUGAAAAUACUUCGUAUUUGUGUCUAUCUGCACAGUAUAUUGAUGAGGAAUGGACACUACAAAAGAAAAUCCUGAACUUUGUAACACUUGAUUCUUCACAUACUGAAGACUUACUUCCAGAAGUGAUUAUCAAAUGUCUCGGUGAAUGGGAUAUUGACUGCAAGCUUUUUGCCCUGACACUUGAUGAUUGUUCCAUUGAUGAUGACAUCACUCUUAGAAUCAAAGAACGAGUUUCUGAGAAAAGGCCCUUUUUAAGUACUCGACAAUUACUUGACAUACGUUCCGCUGCACAUCUUCUAAAUUCCAUUGUUCAAGAUGCCACGGAUGCUUUGCAUGAGGUGAUCCAAAAGAUUAGAGAGAGCGUCAGAUAUAUUAGAAGUUCACAAUUAGUGCAAGGAAAAUUUAAUGAAAGUACUCAACAUGCCGGGAUUAACUCUCAAAAGAUCUUAUUUCUUGACUUUCCAGUUCAUUGGAAGUCUACGUAUCUCAUGCUUGAGACUGCGCUAGAAUACAGGAGUGCUUUUUCUCUCUUCCAAGAACAUGAUCCCUCUUAUUCAUCAGCUCUAACUGAUGAAGAGUGGGAAUGGGCUGGUUCUGUUACUGGAUAUUUAAAACUUUUAGUUGAAAUUAUGAAUGUCUUUUCAGGCAACAAAUUUCCUACAGCUAAUAUAUAUUUCCCUGAGAUUUGUGAUGUCCAUAUUCAAUUAAUUGAUUGGUGCAGAAGUUCAGAUGAUUUUCUUAGUUCCAUGGCCUCAAAGAUGAAAGCCAAAUUUGAUAGGUACUGGAGCAAGUGCAGUUUGGCUUUAGCAGUAGCUGCUGUCCUAGAUCCUCGGUUCAAAAUGAAGUUGGUUGAGUACUACUACUCCCUGAUUUAUGGCAGUACUGCUUUGGAACGUAUUAAGGAAGUUUCUGAUGGUAUCAAAGAACUAUUUAAUGCAUAUUCGAUCUGUUCAACUAUGAUUGAUCAAGGCUCAGCCUUGCCUGGUAGCAGUUUACCUAGUACAAGUUGUGGUUCCAGAGAUAGACUAAAAGGCUUUGACAGAUUCCUUCAUGAGACAUCACAGAGUCAGUCCAUGACAUCAGACUUAGACAAGUAUUUAGAGGAACCAGUCUUUCCUCGUAAUUCUGAUUUUAACAUAUUGAACUGGUGGAAAGUCCACAUGCCAAGGUACCCAAUUUUGUCUAUGAUGGCACGUGAUGUUCUUGGAACUCCAAUGUCAACUUUGACACCAGAAUUGGCAUUUAGCACUGGGGGAAGAAUGCUCGAUUCUUCUCGUAGUUCACUAAACCCUGAUACACGAGAGGCUUUAAUAUGCACGCAAGAUUGGCUCCGAAAUGAAUCUGGAGAGCUAAAUCCAUCCCCAAUUCUUUCUGCUCUACCCCUUCUCAUCGAAUGAAGCUAAUAUUUCCUAGGUCUAAUUAAUGAAGCAUCCUUAGAAUUGUCAAGUGCGUCUUUGUUCCUUCCCCGCUAUUUGUUGCCUGGAAGUGAUCUAGCUUGCAAAUAUUCUGUGAAGAUGCAAUGUAUAUUCUUAGAACAACGAACUAGAUUCUCUUAUAUUUAUAGAACUCGUUUCCGUUAGAUGUUUAAUUGCACUAGCAUUCGGAUGAAUCUGAUUUUGUAUAGAGGGUUGCAUGCCCUUGAAAUCAAAAUCACUC